CAAGAAGCAAGAACAAAUGAGAGACGAAUAGCCAUCUAUAGCGGCUUUUUUCAGUUAUUAAGUUAAAAUUUAAUAAUAAUUAUAAUUAUUGUGUAAUAUUUAAAUUUUAAAUAAUUUAGUUUAUAGAAGAAAUGACCAUGAAUGAAGAAUUAAAAGAUGUUACUAAAUCAAUUGAAAAUGCUGAAGCUGAUGUAAGAAUAUUGUCCAAAGAAAUAUCUGCACUGAAUUCAAUAAUUAAUCAUAAUCUAGAAGGACUUGAAGAAGUUCCAGAAGUUAAGAAAUUAUUAACAGAAAAUAUGAAAUUAAAACAUAGAUUAGCAGUAUUAAAACGGGCUGUCGAUGCUGAAGAAAUUCGAAGCAAGGAACGUAAACUAGACACAAACCGAUUACCAAAUAUUGCAUUAAUUUUGGAAGAUAUAUUUACAUUAAGUAUACAAAAAAGCUUUCCCGAUUUAGAAAAUAUACCAGUACUUAUUGCUGUUUCAAAUAAUAAUCCAAAAUUUGGAGAUUACCAGUGUAAUUCAUCAAUGGCUAUUUCACAAUUAUAUAAAGCAAAAGAUAUAAAAACUUCGCCACGUGAUAUAGCCACAAAAAUUGUAGAAAAUACACCACAAAGUCCCCUAAUAGAAAAAUUAGAAAUCGCCGGACCAGGAUUUAUAAAUAUAUUCUUAAAUCGAUCGUUUGGGGUUACAUGUUUAACUAAUAUUUUAAAGAAUGGUCUGUUGCCACCGGAAAUCGACCGAAAAAUUCGAGUAAUGGUAGAUUUUCCAUCACCAAACAUUGCUAAACAAAUGCAUGUUGGACAUUUACGUGCAGCCAUAAUUGGUGAAAGUAUAUCACGCUUACUUGAAUAUUUAGGACAUGAUGUGUAUCGUGUGGACCAUAUUGGGGAUUGGGGUACACAAUUUGGUAUGUUAGUUGCACAUUUGCAAGAAACUUUUCCAGAUUAUUUAAAUGUUUCACCGCCUAUCGAAGAUUUACAAUCAUUUUAUAAAGAAUCAAAAAAACGUUUUGAUUCUGACGAAGAAUUCAAAAAGCGAGCGUAUGAAAGCGUGGUGAAAUUGCAAGCAUAUGAACCAAAUUGUUACAAAGCGUGGCAAUUAAUCUGUGAUGUAUCCCGAAAAUAUAAUCAUCAAGUGUAUAAACGAUUGGGUGUACGAUCUGAAGAGACUGGAGAAUCAUUUUAUCAAUCUCGUAUGGAAGCAAUUGUUAAGGAAUUGGAAGCCGCAGGAUAUUUGGAGGAAGAUGAAGGACGGAAAAUUAUGUGGGGUACUGACCCAAGACCAACAAUUCCUAUGACAAUUGUUAAAUCCGAUGGUGGAUUUACAUAUGAUACGUCAGAUAUGGCAGCGAUUAAAUAUCGUUUAAUCGAACGAAAUAUGGAAUGGAUUAUCUAUACUACAGAUGUUGGACAGGCAACACAUUUUCAAGUAUUAAAAAGCUGUGCGCAACGUGCAAAAAUCUAUGAUCCAGAAAAGCACCGAAUAGAUCAUGUAGGUUUUGGUGUUGUACUUGGUGAGGAUAAAAAAAAAUUUAAAACACGAUCGGGUGAAACAGUACGAUUAUCAGAUUUAUUAGACGAAGGUAUGAAACGAUCGUUGGAUAAAUUAUUGGAAAAAGGACGUGAUAAAGAACUAACGCCAGAAGAAUUAAAAGCAGCGCAGGAAGCUGUUGCUUAUGGUUGCAUCAAAUAUGCCGAUUUAUCACAUAAUCGUAUUCAUGAAUAUGUUUUUUCUUUCGAUAAAAUGUUGGAAGACAAAGGUAACACUGCUGUGUAUUUGUUAUACGCGUAUACACGUAUUAAAUCCAUAGCAAGAAAUGCUAAUUUAACACCAGAACAAUUAAAAGAAUUAUCACAAAAGACGUCAGUGUCGUUAGCCCAUGAAAAAGAAUGGAAAUUAGGGAAAGUAUUACUACGUUUCCCAGAGGUAUUAAUCAAAAUUACCAAAGAUUUAUACUUACAUCACUUGUGUGAAUACGUCUACGAAAUUGCAACGACAUUUACGGAGUUCUACGAUGCAUGUUAUUGUAUUGAAAAGAAUACCGAUGGCAGUAUUAAAAUUGUACAUUAUGAUCGAAUAUUAUUGAGUGAAAUUACUGCUCAGAUAUUAGCUCAGUCUUUUUAUAUACUAGGGUUAACACCAGUGUCUAGAAUGUAAUCGAACUUUUUGGGCAAUGAAAACGACUAUCGAUUAUAAUCGAACGAUCUGUGAAAAGUUGUUUAUGUAGGAACAAAACGGCUUCCGAACAAAAAUUUGU
Molecule: messenger RNA, 2259 nt
Organism: Chrysoperla carnea
Lineage: Eukaryota; Metazoa; Arthropoda; Insecta; Neuroptera; Chrysopidae
Gene: ArgRS
Product: probable arginine--tRNA ligase, cytoplasmic
Exons: 3
Coding region: 132-2159 (675 amino acids)
Biological process (GO): arginyl-tRNA aminoacylation
Cellular component (GO): cytoplasm
Molecular function (GO): ATP binding; arginine-tRNA ligase activity
Source: RefSeq, a predicted model, not a curated record